Musa acuminata AAA Group (dessert banana) is the source of this 2186-nucleotide messenger RNA. RefSeq names its product phosphoglucan phosphatase LSF1, chloroplastic-like. The record is from RefSeq and is a predicted model, not a curated record. Gene Ontology annotation, molecular function: carbohydrate phosphatase activity; protein tyrosine/serine/threonine phosphatase activity; protein binding. Lineage: Eukaryota; Viridiplantae; Streptophyta; Magnoliopsida; Zingiberales; Musaceae. Gene Ontology annotation, cellular component: starch grain; chloroplast. Bases 176 to 1957 code for a protein of 593 amino acids. Gene Ontology annotation, biological process: protein dephosphorylation; starch catabolic process. The transcript has 10 exons.
CUUGUCCGUCCACGUGGCUUGUGGAUCAGAGACCGACGACGGUGUCGUCUCGUCCGCCCUCCGUCCCUCCCUCACCACGUCCAACGUAACCGACUCACGAGGAGGUACUGCGAAGAAGAACUCUUCUCCUCCUCCUCCUCCUCCUCCUCGCCCUGACGAGCUCCGACCCACACCAAUGGCCCUUAUUCUCCAACUCCCCCCCUCCUCUUGCUGCGGCCCCUUCCGCGAGAGGAGCGAUCGGCUCGCCGCCCUCUCCUCCCCUUGGAUUCGCGUCGGUGGAUCGCUCGGUCGGGUCGCGACUGUCUCGGCCGCCGCUAACAAGGGGACCGCGCCACGGGACCUCGUUAGGAUCUCGGCUAUGGCGGAUCAGACUCUGUACAAGAUGAAUCUGAACGAGUACAUGGUCACCCUCGAGAAGCCUUUGGGCAUUCGCUUCGCGCUCUCCGUGGACGGGAGGAUCUUCGUCCACUCGCUCAAGAAAGGGGGAAAUGCAGAAAAAUCAAGAAUAGUGAUGGUUGGUGACGCAUUAAAGAAGGCAAGUAACGUGUCAAGUGGUGGUUUCAUUGACAUAAAGGACUUAAGGGAUGCAGAGACGAUGCUCAAGGACAUUGCAGGAUUAUUUAGUCUUGUACUUGAAAGACCAUUCUCUCCUUAUCCAAUUCAACAAUUACAUUUAAGUGGUGUUUACCAUACUUUGUUUAAUAGAGGCCGGGUUGCUUUUGCCACUUGGAAUAGGAACGUCCUGGCAACAGAUCUUCAGCCAGGUUCUGAGGGAAGUGGAGAAUCCGGGUUUACCAUAUUUUCUCCUAAGUUUCUGAAGUCAGAGGGGUGGAUGCUUCUGGCAAAUGAAGGCUCUGUUGAUUCCCCAGUACAGAGCAAUAGGAGCAUAUUAGCUAAACGUACACAUGAGAUUGUAAGUAUUUUUUCUGAAGAAGAGAGCGAAGAUGUUGAAUGGGCCUACGGUAGCUUUCCUCUGGAGGAGUAUAUCAAAGCACUGGAUCGAGCAAAAGGCGAGUUAUACUAUAACCACUCACUUGGCAUGCAGUAUAGCAAGAUCACUGAGCAGAUCUAUGUUGGUUCAUGCAUACAAACAGAAAAGGAUGUGCAGACAUUGUCAGAUGCUGUGGGUAUCACUGCUGUUCUAAAUUUCCAGAGUGAAAGCGAACGUGCCAAUUGGGGAAUCAAUUCAGAAUCCAUAAAUGAUGCUUGUUGUCAAAACAAUAUUCUGAUGGUUAACUAUCCAAUAAGAGAAGUGGACUCCCUAGACUUGCGAAAGAAACUUCCAUUCUGUGUAGGACUUCUGCUACGACUUCUGAGGAAAAACUUCCGAAUAUUUGUGACAUGUACAACUGGAUUUGAUAGAUCCCCUGCCUGCGUUAUUGCCUAUCUACACUGGAUUCAAGAUACUGCUCUUCAUGCUGCACACAAUUUUGUCACUGGCUUGCAUUCAUGUAGACCUGACAGAGCAGCAAUUGUCUGGGCCACAUGGGAUCUUAUUGCUAUGGUAGAAAACGGAAAGCAUGAUGGACCUCCAACACAUGCUGUCAACUUUGUGUGGAGCAAUGGUUGUCGAGAGGGUGAUGAGGUAUUUUUGGUUGGAGAUUUCACAAACAAUUGGAAAGAACCCAUCAAGGCUGUUCAUAAGGGUGGAUCAAAAUUUGAAGCUGAACUUAGACUACGGCAUGGGAAAUAUAAUUAUAAGUUCAUCAUUAAUGGGCAAUGGAGGCACUCGCCAGCAUUGCCUGCUGAGUCAGACGAAUGCGGGAAUGUUAACAACGUUAUCGGGGUUGGUGAUAUCGCUAGGAUUAGACCUUCUCCUUCUCACCUACAAAUAAAGGAUCCUACGGUUGUGAAGGUAAUCGAGAGACCAUUAACAGAAGAUGAACGCUUCAUGUUGGCCUUUGCAGCACGCCGGAUUGCAUUCUCCAUCUGCCCUAUCAGACUUGCUCCCAAGUAAAUACUUCGGCUCCUAUGGUGACCACAUGUUAUCUUCCAGCCAGCCGUUCGAUCGGUGGUUGUACAUACACACAUUUGGCACCUUAAAGAAGCAGCAUCGAGUACUUUUAGCACCAUAUAAAUCGUCGUUUGUUGUAUAUUCAUGUAUGAUCGUAUAGAACCAAUUAAGCCAUGUUACCCACUGGCAUAGAAAACCACGUUCGAUGGAAUCCAGCUUUAAUUUCUUGAAA